AUGAGUGCGAGUAACAGUGGCCAUGAGGGGCCGCAGCCCUCGCCGAGUCCGGCCCAUAUGGCCACCACCACCCUCAAAGUCGAUGGAAUGACCUGCGGUGCCUGCACCUCCGCAGUCGAGUCAGGGUUUAAGGAUGUCGACGGUGCCGGUGCUGUAUCGGUCAGCUUAAUGAUGGGAAGAGCCGUGGUACAUCAUGAUCCCAAGAAGUUGUCUCCCGAGCAGAUUGCAGAGAUCAUUGAAGACCGUGGUUUCGAUGCCGAAGUCCUCUCCACCGAUAUGCCAAAACCACCGGUUCUGUCCAUUUCAACCGGAGUAUCCGAUUCAAAAGCUCAGCUCACAGCCACAACGAUAUCUAUACAAGGAAUGACUUGCGGGGCAUGCACUUCCUCCGUGGAGGCGGGCUUCAAGGAUGUUCCGGGUGUCAAAAGCAUGAGUGUUUCUCUUUUGGCGGAGCGGGCAAUCGUCCAGCAUGACGCAAAAAUCAUAAGUGCCGAUGCAUUGGCGGAAAUCAUUGAAGAUCGGGGAUUCGACGCCAGCGUGAUCGAUUCAAAACUUCAAGACGCUACUAGACCGGCAGGCGGGAAUGCAGAAGCCAACGACCAGUCGCAAACGUGGACAACCACUGUAGCCAUCGAAGGCAUGACGUGUGGAGCUUGCACCUCCUCCGUCGAAGGCGCUUUCAAGGGCGUUCCCGGUCUGGUCAAGUUUAACAUAAGCCUUCUGGCAGAGCGAGCAGUCAUCUCCCAUGACCCAGUCGUCCUUCCCUCCGAGAAGAUCGUCGAACUUAUUGAAGAUGCCGGGUUCGAUGCUAAAAUUGUGUCGUCUUCUCAAGCUGAUACCAAUGUGCAGAGCUCAACACACGUUUCCCAGCAGCUCAAGAUUUAUGGUCUUCCCGAUGGGCAGACUGCGACUGAGCUGGAAAACAAGUUGAGAGCAAUGCCGGGCGUCAAGAGUGCGGUAAUCAGUCUUUCCACGUCUCGUGCUACCAUUACCUACGAUCCGGCCCUGGUCGGUCUUCGCAUGAUUGUCGCGGUCGUUGAAGACGCUGGAUUCAACGCCUUGGUUGCAGACUCGGAAGACAAUAACGCACAGCUGGAAUCUCUCGCCAAGACAAAAGAGAUCCAGGAGUGGAAGAAAGCAUUUCUGACUUCCUUGGGCUUCGCGAUUCCCGUGUUUUUGAUCAGCAUGAUUAUACCCAUGUUCUUCAAGUCGAUAAAUUUUGGAGCCAUUGAGAUCAUCUCGGGCCUCCUUUUGGGUGACGUUAUCUGCUUCGCACUUACAAUCCCCGUGCAAUUCGGCGUUGGAAAGCGUCUCUAUAUUUCAGCAUACAAAAGUUUGAAGCACAAGUCGCCGACCAUGGAUGUGUUGGUUGUUUUGGGUACUUCGACGGCGUUUUUCUUCAGCUGUUUUGCCGUCAUUGUGGCGGUCUUGAUACCUCCUCACAGUAAACCCAGCACCAUCUUCGACACUAGCACUAUGCUUAUCACAUUCAUUUCUCUUGGGCGAUGGCUCGAAAAUCGAGCAAAGGGCCAGACGUCCAGAGCUCUGUCUCAGUUGAUGUCUUUGGCUCCGAGCAUGGCAACCAUCUAUGAGGACCCUCUGUACGCGGAGAAGCUCGCCGAUACGUGGACAGCUCCAUCGUCUCCAGUGCUCGAGAAGACGCCCACCAUGGAUCUGAGGAGAGUGCCAUCAGGUCCCGGUCCAUCAGGCCCUUCUGCGAUUGAAAAGACCAUUCCAACCGAACUUAUUGAAGUUGGAGAUGUUGUCAUCCUUCGACCCGGCGACAAGAUACCUGCUGAUGGAGUCGUUACCCGCGGAGAGAGCUUCGUGGAUGAAAGCAUGGUGACCGGUGAGCCCAUGCCUAUUCAAAAGAAGAAGGGCAGCACACUCAUAGCAGGUACCGUCAAUGGUGCCGGCAAGAUUGACUUCAAAGUUACACGCGCGGGAAAGGACACACAACUGAGCCAAAUUGUCAAUCUUGUGCAAGAGGCCCAGACGAGCAGAGCGCCUAUUCAGCGAAUGGCAGAUCUUGUCGCAGGCUACUUUGUCCCUAUCAUCAUCCUCCUUGGGUUGAUCACGUUUGUUGGGUGGAUGAUUCUAAGCCACAUCAUGCCUAACCCUCCGAGAAUAUUUACAGACAGACAGAAUGGCGGGAAAUUCAUGGUCUGCCUGAAGCUCUGCAUCUCAGUCAUUGUCUUCGCUUGUCCUUGCGCUCUCGGAUUGGCAACCCCAACGGCGGUCAUGGUGGGAACUGGCACUGCUUCGCAACAAGGCAUCCUCGUCAAGGGAGGCGCCGCUCUUGAAACAGCCACCCGCAUCACCCAUGUCGUUCUGGACAAGACGGGUACUCUGACUUUCGGAAAACUUAACGUCGCCGACACAAGCUAUGCAGCUCUCUGGAACUCCAAUGAAUGGCGUCAGAAAUUGUGGUGGACUCUUGUUGGUCUCGCCGAGACAGGAUCUGAACACCCCAUUGCCAAAUCCAUCGUUCUUGCCGCCAAGGAAAAGCUCGGUCUAGAAAUAGAGGAAGGCCUUCCCGGCCAGGUUGGCACCUUCGGCGUCACCGUUGGUCAAGGAGUAUCAGCCAUCAUUGAGCUCAACAACCCAGGGGAUGAAACCAAGUACAAAGUCUACGUCGGAAACGCAACCUUCUUGGCCAACAAGAAGAUCGAUAUCCCGGCCGAUGUCGAGAGCGCAGUCAACGCGGCUCUGUCUCCCACAACCCGAAGCAAAUCCAAGACUGGAAUAACGACCAUCUACGUUGCGAUUAACGGACAAUAUGCGGGUCAUAUCGGCCUCUCUGACACUCUUAAACCUACGGCCCACGCCGCUAUAACUGCCUUGCACAAAAUGGGGAUUUCCACCAGCCUCGUCACUGGAGAUACCUAUAACACUGCCCUCUCCAUCGCUGAAUUGGUGGGCAUACCCCGAGAAUCCAUUCGCGCAUCUGUCUCUCCUGGUGAAAAGCAAUCCAUCAUCUCAGACCUUCAAUCUCAAGGGGAGAUUGUCGCUAUGGUUGGAGACGGGAUCAACGACUCUCCGGCUCUUGCAACCGCCAAUGUCGGCAUUGGUCUUGUCUCUGGAAGCGACAUCGCAGUCGAAGCCGCAGAUAUAGUGAUCAUGCGGUCGGAUGACAUGCUCAAUAUCCCGACCGCCCUGCAUCUGUGCCGUGUCAUAUUCCGCCGGAUCAAGCUCAAUCUAAUAUGGGCCUGUGCAUACAACGUCAUCGGACUACCAUUUGCAAUGGGUAUCUUCUUGCCGCUCGGCUAUCACAUGCCCCCACUCAUGAGCGCCACGGCGAUGAUGUUCAGCAGCAUCUCUGUGACGUUGAGUUCCUUAGCAUUGAGAUGGGUUGGCAGGCCCAAGUGGUUGACUGUUGAAGCUCUGAAGAUGGAAGGAGACAGAUACAGUGCGCCCAUGAUUGGGGCGAAGAGGAGAAAGAGGCCGAUGAACAAUGGCGGCUGGAUGGGCACCGUACAAGGGGUCGCGGAGGCGAUGUUUGACAGACUCGAAGGUGUGGCGAUGAGGAGAAGAGCGCAGGAGAGGGAACGGGGCAAUUACGUCCCGUUGCAAAACGUCGAGGCAGAUGCUGUGUAA
Messenger RNA from Fonsecaea multimorphosa CBS 102226, 3597 nucleotides. RefSeq lists its product as uncharacterized. The transcript has a single exon. Gene Ontology annotation, molecular function: P-type divalent copper transporter activity; copper ion binding; ATP binding. Lineage: Eukaryota; Fungi; Ascomycota; Eurotiomycetes; Chaetothyriales; Herpotrichiellaceae. The record is from RefSeq and is a predicted model, not a curated record. Bases 1 to 3597 code for a protein of 1198 amino acids. Gene Ontology annotation, cellular component: membrane. Gene Ontology annotation, biological process: copper ion homeostasis; monoatomic cation transport.